AGCGCGCCUGCGCCGGCGGGAGAGCGGCCGCUUCCUGCGCGGGCCGGCAUGGCGGCAGCGUUCCUCAUGGAGAUCAGGCGGGGGACGCAGAGCGCGCUGCUGGUUGUCCGCGCGGCGGCGGAGCUCUCCGGCGCGCCGGUGGAGGUGUCGGUGUGCGCGGAUUCCCUGGAAGUGAGGAGCGGCGGGAACUGCGAUGCGGCGGCGCUGCCGGCAGGGGUCAGCCUGGCGCCGUCCUCGUGCCGCGGGCUCCGGCGCCUGCGCGGGGACGGGCUGCACCUGCGCAUGCGCCUGCGCGGCCCGCCGCCCGCCGCCGAUGUGGUUUUUACCUUGAGGGAAAGCCUGAAACCCAACAAGAAUUACAUCUUUUACUGUCAGUCCUGUGGUGACAUCGUAGUGAACGACCGGAAAUUUCUCAGAGUUCUUCCUCUACCAAGUGAAAACUGGAGUGAUUUAGUUGAAGAGUGGUGUUGUCACCCCGACCCCUUUGCCAAAAGAACUUUGCACCCUCAGCAUGGUGACUGUUUUUUUGGAGACACUUUUCUUCUGUUGAAUUCAAGAAAUGAAUCACAUGUGCCUGAAUCUCCUGUGUGCUGCUCAGAGGCUGCACACCAUGUUUCACAGAGUGACUCCAACGUGAAGUCAAAAGAAAAUACCAGAGUAAUUUGUAAGCGCUGCAAGACAAUGCUGGGAGAAACAGUUUCAUCAGGUACCAUUAAAUAUUAUGUCACUGAGGUGGUUAUUCAAUCAGCUGAGGGAGGUUACAGUCCAACACCAAGGUCUCAGUUUGUACAGAGCAUUGUUGCUCAGUGUCUUUUGGAAUUAUCCUCUGCAAAAAGCACAUUUCGAUUCACCAUAAAAGGAGAUAAUGGAAAAACCUAUAUUCUGAUCUGGCUUUUAAAUUCUGACACAUUACUGGUAGAGUCUUCAGGAAGUUCCUCCUCCCACAGUGAUUUUACACUGUUUGGAGAUAUCCUUACACCCAGCUCUGGACCAGUGGGAUCCUGGAAUGCUCUCAAAGUCCUUUACCAGCCAUGCAUUCAAUGCAGAAAUAAGGAGCUUGCUGAUGCGUGGGAAGAUGAUAUGGGAGUUCAUCCUUUAAAGUUUCCAUCAGAAACAUGUUUGGAAUUAUUGUUGAUACUGGGUCUGAGUACCACAUCUCUGCCACCUUCACUUCGAUGCAUGAACUCUUUUCAGGUUGCCUUUUUGAAGAUGUGAAGAACGAAGAUACCUGUGUUGAAAACUGUUGUUAGAUUUAUUUUCAGGAGAAAAGUGUACAGAUAACUUCCAAUAGUGGGACUUUUAGAAGAAAAUCCCCUGGCAAUACAAAAGAAAAUGGGUGUAUUUUUCAUAUCUGAAUGUGUUUCAAAACCAAAGACUUGACUUUUGUAUCCAGUGCAUUCUUAGAUGUCAUUGGAAGAGUGACUUACCUGUCACUCCUGUGACAUCCAGCUGGGGUGACUGUUAUCAUGUCUUCACUGCUAAAAGGAAAUUCCCUGUGUAUCUUGUACUACCUUUACCAGUGUUUGAUAGCAAUGUAUAUAUCCUUAGGAAAGUUCACAACUGGUAGCAAAUGUUUUAAAAUGUCAUGGAUACUAAUGUGAGUUCUUUACCUUCUUUGUUCUGGUGAAGUUAGAAGUCCAACUUUAAAAUAUAAAAUCUGGUUUUUGUAAAACUUGCAUGUUUAUCAUGUAUAUUGUUUCUGCAUUAAAGUUUGCCUCUCUGCUUGAGAGUGAAGGAAGACAGUUUCUGCGUACAUCAUAUGAUGUAUGUUUUGAAGAAUCAAGGUUUUAUGGUUAUUUGGAAUAAUAAUUAUUAUUAUUAUUUCAAGGAAAGUUAACAUGCCCUUUACUCAUUAAAUGAUCCUGACAUAGGAAGUGAUCCUACAAAGUGUUGGACACCUUGAUUUUAUACAUCCAAAGACAAGGAGCUGAGGCCUCACAGCACCACUCUGGAUAUAAUUUCUCAGUUAUUAUUUUCAUUUUCAGUAUUGAAGGAAGAACAAAAUUAUUCUGACUUUUGUAUUCAGGGACUAAAUUAUCUAGCUCCAAGAUAUUUUGUCUAUGCACCAAUGUUGAGUCAUUUUAUGAAUAAAAUAUUUUUUCUAAA
This is a messenger RNA of Zonotrichia leucophrys gambelii, 2106 nucleotides long. It is a transcript of the gene UBE3D, whose product is annotated as ubiquitin protein ligase E3D. NCBI's taxonomy places the organism in Eukaryota, Metazoa, Chordata, Aves, Passeriformes, Passerellidae. Gene Ontology annotation, biological process: protein autoubiquitination; proteasome-mediated ubiquitin-dependent protein catabolic process; protein monoubiquitination. The record is from RefSeq and is a predicted model, not a curated record. The transcript has 10 exons. Gene Ontology annotation, cellular component: ubiquitin ligase complex; cytosol; nucleus. Gene Ontology annotation, molecular function: cyclin binding; ubiquitin conjugating enzyme binding; ubiquitin protein ligase activity. The coding region runs from base 49 to 1215 and encodes 388 amino acids.